This is a messenger RNA of Penicillium canariense, 2079 nucleotides long. RefSeq names its product Transcription factor. The record is from RefSeq and is a predicted model, not a curated record. NCBI's taxonomy places the organism in Eukaryota, Fungi, Ascomycota, Eurotiomycetes, Eurotiales, Aspergillaceae. Bases 1 to 2079 code for a protein of 692 amino acids. Gene Ontology annotation, cellular component: nucleus. Gene Ontology annotation, biological process: DNA-templated transcription; regulation of DNA-templated transcription. Gene Ontology annotation, molecular function: DNA binding; zinc ion binding; DNA-binding transcription factor activity, RNA polymerase II-specific. The transcript is spliced from 4 exons.
AUGGCGGUUCACUGUCAUCUGCUACACAUUCCCCGCGCCGCAGCAAUGACGAGCACUCGCCGGAACGGUCAGUUAUCAUCCUGUGAGCCAUGUCGUAAGGCAAAGCUACGAUGUGACCAAACCGUCCCUAUUUGCGGCCGAUGUGACCGCCGAGGCUUGCAAGACCAGUGUCUUUAUCAUCCGGCACCUCUGACACGACCUGAUAUUCCGCGAACUCGCAGGACGAGGCAGAUCACGCAUCGCUUGCAUCGAGGACAGAGUGUGAGCGUACAGGCUGCAGGUGUGACCUGGGAUCAAAAGAAGCUGUCCCUUUCGGCCCCGGGGUUCUUAGGGCACACGAGCUAUUCGGACGCUCUCACGGACACGAACAGUGGAAAUUUGCUUUCAAUUGACGAGGCUGCUCAUAAUCAAACGAACUCUAUAGUCAUCGACUCAGAGAGAGUCCAUUUGGGUGCACAAAUUCUGAUGCUCCUGAGGGAUCUCCCAUUCUACAGAAAGGUCGUCACUGCUCGAUUCAAGAUCUGGGAGGGGUGGUUUUUGGGUUGGCAGAUUACAGACGCGAUUUUCAAAAUUGUGGAAGAUAAAUGGGGCUCACUGGAGAAGGAAUUCGAUGACGAAAGUGAUCGUGCGUUGCUAAUGUCUCGACAAUUGUUUCAGGCCAAUACUCGUCCAUUCCUUGUCCACCCAGGGAUGUCAUGGCCGGACUUUGUCUUUGCAGCAUCGGUGCGAUGGGAAGUAGUCGGAUUGUUAUUCUGCAUUGCGGGCCUUGCAACUCAAUGGAUAUCUGAUGCUGACCCAAUAUUCAAGCAGCCUGGCUCAUUGGACUCAAAGAGCUUGGCCACAACGGCCAGUACCGUCAGUGAUAUCUGUCUUCAGUUCUGUGACAGUGCUGGAAUCCUCAAUGAUCUUGUAAGCUGGCUCCUGGUGCACCACACUGUGCUCUUGACGGUCGUGUAUGGGGAAAGUGAUAACCGACCGUGGCGAAAGCUAGGCGAGCUUUCGACGACCGUUUUCGCACUUGGUCUUCAUCAGGAUUCUAGCAGCGAUGUGCCAUUCUUUCUUACCGAGCUACGAAAGCGGACCAUGGUCGCAGCGUUCAUAAUGGAUAAAAUCUUAGCAACAUUCUUGGGUCGACCGCCACUUAUUAGCUGGCGAUAUUGUGACAUUGCAAUGCCACUGGACCUUAGCUUCGAGGAAAUUUUCGCAUCAGCAGAAGUUCGUGCAGCUGCACUUGCGCGUCUAGAGAAGAAUGGCGGGUGGAAUCAUGAGGGGACACUGACAAAGGGUGCUUGGGCGCGCAUCAAUCUUUUUAGAUCUAUUCAACGCGAGAAGAUUCUGGAGCUGUCACUGAGUUGCCGAAUCGAGAAUAUACAGCGGAGAGUCGAGCGGCUCUCGGAGGAAAAUCGCCGAAUGCGAUUAGACCUUCCUGAAUUCCUUCACUGGAAUCCGACCAGAGGCACUAUAAACGCACCCGCUGUAGAAGAUGGGCUACUGUUUUCUUUACAUUUGGACUUUCUCUACGACGACCUACUUCUUUAUCGAAUUCUGCAAAAGCGGACUCAGGCCCAGCCUAGCGGGAUAAUCACUACAUCUCGGGAGAUUUUAAGCACAUUGCUAACAAUGGUGGGAAAGUCGACGCUAUCCGGAUAUCCUCUACUAGAUUUAGGGUGGAAUAUGUGCUAUGUUGGAUUACCCGCAGCUGGUAUUCUUUCCGCGGAGCUUCUUCGGCGGUCUCGGUCCACUUUGUCAGCCAUUGAAACGGCCUUUCCCCGGUCGGAAAUCAUUCAGAAUCUCAGCAUCUUUGCGUCCUAUCUUGAUCAUGUUAUUCAAAGUAAUGAGGGAAAUUAUCAAGUCUCUCAGCAGGGCCAGAGAAUUAUUCGUCACGUGCUUGAUCAAGUGCUGUCGGUCGAUAUUUCUUCCCCCAUGUUGAACUCAUUAGAGACACCCCCAGAUACAUCGGCCAUCGAAAAUCUUCUCGAAGAUGUUGAUAUAGCGGACAGACAGGCUUUCCUGGGGUGGUUAGAUGGGUCCGUGGAGCAGCGACAGGAUUCAUGGCUGGGCUGGGUUAAUUUCAGUUAG